AUGCUGAAGCGCACCACCUUCACAAACAUCUCCCCCUUACCGCCCUCGGUGUCACGCGAGACCGCCCUCGACUUCCUGCACAACCACCUCGAGAUGAUCGACCUCAACCCGCUCGUCAUCGAGCGCCACGCCAUCCCCGCCCCCGACCACGCCGAGCCGGACGAGCACAGCUGCGCCUGGUACUCCAUCACCGACAAGAUCUCCUACAUCCCCGGGUCCGACCUCCUCUCCGGCGAGGUCUCCUACACCGCCGCCUUCCACAACCUCUCCGACGGGCUCCAGACCCACUGCCACGCACCCAUGGGACUCGACCUGCGUGAGAGGUGGUCGGUGGGAGGGCGCCUCCCCCACGAGCCGCCGGAGACGCAGGAGCUCGGCCUAGGCGCUCCCGCCACGGGCUUGUACAUACGCGAGGACAUCGACUUCCGCUGCAACUUCCUCAUGGCCGGCUUCGUCAGGAAGACGCUGAGCAAGGCGCACGGCACCGUCGUCGAGGCCAUGGGACGCAAGGCCCUAGCAGCCGGCGGAGCCCCUUCUGCGUCGCUGGGAUCUGCUCCCCAUGCCGGUGCCGGGACACAUUCCGCAGUAGCCAGUGGCGGUGGUGCUGCUGCGCCGUUCGGGGUGAACCACCAGCAGCAGCACGGCGGCGUCCAAUACAGUGGUGGCCGGGACGACGGUGGCAUCCCAAAUGCUGCUACUGCGUUCCAACGGGCCCCUCCUCCGUGGGCGGCACCGCCCGACGUCCAGAACAGGGCUCACGCACCCAUGUUGUUCUCCGAGCUGGACGCAACGGGCGACAACAAGAUACAGGCGCGCUGA
This is a messenger RNA of Clonostachys rhizophaga, 819 nucleotides long. The record is from the annotation of a GenBank genome assembly. NCBI's taxonomy places the organism in Eukaryota, Fungi, Ascomycota, Sordariomycetes, Hypocreales, Bionectriaceae.